AGGCAUAGCUGAUAAUUUUCUUAAUUCAAUUGCCAUAUCUUCCUGCUCCUUCCCGAGCUGCUCUUAUUUCCCCGAAAACACAAGAAUGCCUUUGGUUUUUACUUUUCCUAGCAUGCGUAAAAGUCAAGCCUGGUUCGUUAGCAUUAUUUGACUAAUUCAAGUAUGAUGCCCAGUCUUCUAAUUUUUUGUUGUUGUUAGAUAAGUAGAGUUGUAGUUCGCCUGGAAGAAUGACGUCCAAAGCUGAGGUUCAGACGUCUCCAGGGUCCUCUCCGAGUGACCAGGCCACUUCGGAAACGAAGGCAUCUCCUGAUGCGGAGAAAGUAGCGGUGAAUCUUGGUUGGCUGGGUCACAUUGACAGUGGGAAGACUUCGCUAUGUCGCGCUCUGUCCACAGUGACUUCCACCGCGUCGCUCGAUAAGCAUCCACAGAGCCAACAGCGUGGGAUCACUCUAGACCUUGGAUUCACAAGUUUCAGUACGGAAACGCCGGAGCACUGGGGAUGUCCUGCUGGGUCGGAGCUUCAGUUUUGUCUUGUUGACUGCCCCGGGCAUGCAUCCUUGAUAAAAACGGUACAUAUUUACCUUAAACUCCACCGCACAUUUUUCCGGUAACUACAAGUUGAACUUCAUGUAGAUGGUUUCGACGACAUCGUUGCGCUGCUCGUAAAGUAAAGAAACGUUGGACUGAUGCAUUACAAGAAUAUUUGCACACUUGAUGUUUAUUACCAACUGGUUCAAUGGACUCUCUCCCAUAUAGGUUCUCGGUGGUGCGAAUAUCAUCGACAUGUGUUGUUUAGUCGUUGACGCGCAGAAGGGUAUGCAGACGCAGAGCGCAGAGUGCCUCGUUGUUGCCGAGCUGCUGACGGACCAGCUGAUCGUGGUUGUGAACAAGAUCGAUAUGCUGCCGGAGAGCGAGCGCAAAGACGCCCUUGACAAGCUGGUGCGCAAGCUGCGCAACACAGUGGCAAAAACGCGCUUCGGGACCGAAAAGGUGGCCUUUUGCUGUGUUUCGGCGUUAUCACGAAUCGGUCUCGAGGAGUUGAUCGCGACGAUUCACCGACAUCUGCGGCGGCCGCAGCGCGUCUCGUCUGGGCCACUCUUGUUCAGUUUCGACCAUGUCUUUCCGAUCAAAGGGCAAGGCACCGUGAUGACGGGCACGCUGUUGAGGGGCAGUGUGAAGCCGGGAGCUUUGGUCGACAUUCCGGUGCUAGGCGAGGAGGGCCGAGGGAAAAAAGUGCGCUCUUUGCAGAUCUUCAAGAAAUCCGCGAAAUCUGCGAAACAAGGCGAUCGCGUCGCCAUGUGCGUGCCGCAAGUGAAUGCGGCACUCCUCGAACGCGGAUUGGUGGUCGAUCCCAAGAGCCCCUUGCCGCGGGUCACCGGGAUGAUCGCUGUAGUCGAACGCUUGCCGUACUUCAAAAUGGAUGUUCUGUCCAAAUCCAAAUUCCACCUCACAGUUGGCCACCAAACAGUGAUGGCGAAAGCGUUCUUUUUUUGUCCGCAAGUGCUGUUCCCAAGACCUGAGAAGAAGGACAUGGCACUUUUUGAAGCGCAAACGAGAGCCUCAGGUGCCUGUGCGGUUGCUGCAUCAUCAACAGUUAGAAGUGGCAAUGGCGGACGUCACAAUCUAAACACGUUAGGACAGGGCGUCCUGGUAAACGCCAAGAUUUCGCAGUGGCCACGCAGUUUCGACCGGUAUCGGACAUACGUCCAUUUGGACCAAGCUUUCAAUGCAAAGAACGAAGUGGUCAUAUCCUAUCUCGAUGGCGAGGAGGUGACUCUGGUCGUCAAAAAGAAAGCUCAAACGGCUGUUUGUAGUAAGCCGUCAGUUGCAGACGCUGCUCCAUCUAGCGAACACGUACCUGCAUCAGAUACCAAUAGUGGAGGAGCAACCCCGUCUGCCAGUUCACGAGCAGGCUCCGCACUUGCAGCGCAAGGGACGCCCUCAACGAUAACGACCACCCCAAAAUCGUUAGGGGAUGCAUCUUUUUCCCCACCUGACAGAGCUACCAAGGUGUCAGCUGCACAUGCUACGAAGACGGACUCUGGACGCGGAGCUGGCGAGCCAUCCUCGUGCAUCGAGUUGCAAGCCCGUGGUACUAGCCGAGACGUGACAGAAAUUGUUUAUGUCAACGGGCGCUUGUGCGAUCAGGACCGGCAACCGCUGAAGAUAGGCACCGAAGUUGAAGCCUACGUGCCAGUGCGCAAAAAGGACGAAAUCCUCUAUCAAUUGUUCUAUCUGUGCCGCGGAGCGGAGGUGCCGCUCAGAUUUCAAAAUGAUGAUGGAAUUAGCAAUGGUCUCAUGUUGGUGAAUCCGGCAGAUCCAGCAGCAGGCGAAUUUGGAGAAGAUACCUCGGAAAAUGCACCAGUUGUGGAGGCAGAUGAGCCUGACGACACGGAGAAGAAAAAGAAAAAGAGUACAACGGGCGAUGCUGACGACGACGACAAGAAGAAGAAAAAGAAGAGUAAGAAAAGCUCCGAGAUUAAUUUCGACGACAAUAUCGAGGAGUAUGAUGAAGCGAGGAUAGACGCGGAGCUUGCCCUUCUCGAAGCCGAGCUUGCGGCAAAAAAGAAGAAGAAGAAAAAGAAAAGCAAGAAAAAGGGAGACAGCUCAGAUGAGAGCGAAGACGGAAGCGACGUAGAGGGGAUGGAUGCAGAUGCGAAAAAGAAGACGAGCAGCAAGGCUCCAAGUCCUCAGCUGGACGACGCCCGUGAAUCGGCCAAUGAAGCAACGACUUCGUCAGCGACAUUCGCGGCGAAUCUAGUCAAGCCUAUGAUAGCUGGGGCUGCCUCUACCAGCUCCAGCGGUCCGUCCUCGAAUGUUUCCUCAACAUUCCCGAAAAACGUUAAAGGGCUGAAUGUUCUCGACGAGGAGUACGGAUCUACGCCUGAGAGCAUAGAGCGUAUCAAGGCUUUGCCGGAGUAUUUUCACCUAGCGGGCAGAGAUCGGGAGCGGGCUGUGCCAGUCUGCUAUGCUUAUCUGGAUUUGGAGCAGAGCAUGCAAAUUCCAGACAACAGUCUCCUGAUUGGAAGUAAACUGGACUUCGACGCCCAUUCGCCGCAUUGCCGCAUUGCCUUCUUCGGAAAAAUGCUUGCCUACUACGACAGCACGGCUUCCAUGCCGCAACUUAUCGUGUCCAACCCAGAAACAUCAAGUUCAUCUUCAAGCCUGGCUGGUGGUAGCGCAGCUACUACUCCUUCAGCCAGUAGCAGCAGCGCGUCGCACUUUGCCGCAACUGGGCCAGUAAUCGCCGGUGGCGGUAGCAAUGUGGGUCUCGAUGGUCUUAUCGACAUCGUAAAAAUGCGUGAGAAGGUCGGACAGCUCGAAUAUUUGAAGGAACGGCAAACCUACACGGUCAAGGACAUGUUCAAAAAGGAUACUGAUCUCUCUUUGUUUCUGAAUCUGCGAGUCAUCCAUGAAGCCUCGGGUAGCAUUGGCGUAAUUGAGUCGGCUUAUGGAACUGAAGGAAACGUGCGCGUAAGGUUUGAGCGGGAUUUGCCAGUAAGUGUCGAUUUGAAGCGCGAUGGCUUAAUUGAGAACGCCGAUGGCCCCCAAGGUCGUGUCUUACUCCACUUCAAAAAAAUUGAAGCUAAACACGUUAACGCGAAAAACAAAAUCAUACAAUAAAGCAUAUUUGUUCUCGACGCUUUUUUGCUUCUCGUCCAUCAACGCACUACUUACUUUUUUUUUUCUCCCAAGUAAGGAACACGAACAUCUGAUGAAUCACAUCAAAUAUCCCUUGGGGAGCGCACCCCAUUCCGUGGUGACGGAGCUUCUAUGCCCGCUAGCCUGAAGAUAUAGCAACAUCAUGUUUUAUGUAUGUUGUUGGCGUACUUCGUCCACGCGUUGCUGUAAAGAAUUUGAACAUUGUUCCUUCUCCUUUCUUCCAAGACGACUUUUGUUCGUGUUUCACUUGUCACUGGCAUUUCUACCGAUGAACAAGGACAAGUUUUCUUCUUGUCGAACAUCGGAGUAGUUAGAAAAAUCGCUCUGUCGCUCUAUGGAUGUAUGCACUGUUGGUAUUCAUAUGCCAAUACUCUCGACAGCAAUUUCAUACGGGACCAAAGGUCGGUAAGCAGACAAGUCAUCUUGUACUUAGUUGGAAAACGAAAAUCAAUGCAG
Messenger RNA from Amoebophrya sp. A25, 4119 nucleotides. The record is from the annotation of a GenBank genome assembly. Lineage: Eukaryota; Dinophyceae; Syndiniales; Amoebophryaceae.